CUUCUCCAUCCAUUUUUUUAAACUGCGUGUGUUUUCAGUAGGGGACCGUGCCAUCUGCAGACCCAGUCUUCUUGCUUUACGCACACAACACAACUUUUAAAAACAAGUCUCCAUCUUUCAUUUGGAAAUAUUUCAUAGCGCAUACGGUUUUUAUGUGGAUGCUUUUCUGGUCUAAUCGGAGCUUCAGACAUUUUCACUAGUAGUUUCCUGUCAGACAGCUCGGGGCUGUGUGGAGAGGCGGGGACGUUUCUCAUUCCACCUAAAUCCGCCCCGAGCUCGGGACCCCACGGACGCGCCAUGACAUGAAGCAGGACCAAACAUCUGGACAUCACUGAAGUUACCUUUUCUUGCUGAACUGAACAAGCCACCUGGUCCAGGACAGCAAGUGAGCUGACCUGCAGUUUGAAUUAGGUUUGCUACGUGUGAAACAUCGCCACCAUCAUGCAGAGCUCAUCGCUCCGCCGUCAGAUGAAAAACAUGGUGAACAACUACACAGAGGCUGAGGUCAAAGUUCGAGAGGCCACCUCCAAUGACCACUGGGGACCACCUAGUGGUCUCAUGGCAGAAAUCUCAGACUUGACUUACAACGUGGUGACCUUUUCUGAGGUGAUGGGUAUCAUCUGGAAGAGGCUGAACGAUCAUGGCAAAAACUGGCGUCACGUUUACAAAGCACUCACACUGCUGGAUUUUCUGGUCAAAACGGGCUCAGAGCGUGUGCCCAAAGCAUGCCGGGACAACAUAUACGCCAUUCAGACGCUUAAAGACUUCCAGUACUUGGAUCGAGACGGACGUGACCAAGGUGUCAAUGUUCGGGAGAAGGCUAAACAACUGGUGUCUUUGUUGAAGGACGAGGAGAAGCUGAAGAGGGAGAGGAGCCACGCUCUGAGGAACAAGUCCCGUGUAGGAGCGUCCGGCAGCAGCAGCACCACCUCUGUCUCAUAUACGUCUUCUUCAUACACGACUCGCAUCAGUGGGGAGGACUUCAGCAGGUGUAGAGGCUCACCAUCAUCAGCGCCAUCCUAUUUCAUGAGUAAGUAAAGUGGAACAAUUAAAACAACUGUUUCACAAAACCCAAGGAUCCUUAUCUACAGUUGUUACAUCACCUUAUUGUUUAUUUUUUACUAAACACUGAGCUGCAAAACACCUGAAUGCUUCCUGGAGCAUCAAGUGACCUGUUGCUAUUCAGGAAUUCAGUUGUGACAAAUUAAAGCGAUAGUUCAGGUGUUUAGAAAGCGGCUUUAGUGGAAAGGUUAUGAACCUUUAACAUGCUACGUGUCCUAGAAAGCUUUUUGAUUGGCCUCUGUUUGGAGAAACAGAGAAAGGUCAUUGCAGAUGGUGUGAUUUGCAGGAGAAAAGCACAGCGAAUGAACGCGGGCUGCAUUCCACUUCUUCAGCUAUGCAUGUUGGUUGUUCUGUGACACUGCUAACAGUUUGUCCUUCUAAAGGUUAGACCAGGGAUUCCCAAAGUGUGGUGCGAGCUGCCGCUAGGGGGUGCGCGAGGUGAAAAGUGUAAUGGCUGCGGAGCUCAGAGAAGUCUGUCAUAUGUCACCAUUAGCGUAAACUCAUUUGUGGGUGGGCACAAUAAAUGUAAUUGAAAACAAGUAUAUUUUUGCGCGCGCGCGUGUGUGUCCUCCGCAUGUGUCCUAGCUUCAUAAUAACAAUGCGCCGAGCUUCAGCGCUCUGGCCUGCGCACGCCGAUAUGUUCCGUAUUUGAUCAUUUUUAACGGUGUUGGAGGAAUCUGAAGGUGGCGAGUCAUUCUGGCAGAUUGUAAUUAACACCUGUCUCAUGCAGGUGUUCUGACAUUGUAAACCUCACACACAGAACAUUGUGGAUGUAACAAAAUAAAUCAAGAAAUGAUUCCCAUCUGAGCAUUUUAGCAUUAUUAUAUUAGCACACUGACUGUGGGACAGCAUUCUAAACGUGUCAGGCUAUUAACAGCACGCUGAAGAUCUGAAGUUCAGAGUGCGUCUAUCAGAGGUCAGACGCGUUCCAGCGGAACCACGGCUCACGGGUGCACAUGUGAGCACAUCUGGGCUGGGCAGAAGUAAUUUUACUACAUUGGUUUAAAUAGCGCCAAUAAUGAGACGCGGUGAUUUGAGCAGCUCAUGGAGCUGUGCCGCACACACACACACACACACACAGAUUCAAUAAGCGUGCAAGCCGCUCAAACUCCGCCGCGCCGUCAGACUGAAGGCAAAAAUGAGCGCUGCCUCCUCUGUGAUUAAAAACUUUUAGGAGGUUUUAUAACAUUUUUCAUUCCAGGUCAAAUUAAGCUAUUAGCUUCUAUUUUGGGAUGACGUAUUAAAGUCGGGUCCGCUCCAGCCAGUGACUCCUCAUGAACCUGACCACAACUCCUGUUACUGCAGCAUUUGUUAUUCCAGUCCGCGUGGCAGCGGAUCGCAGAUUCAGCCACGCCAUAAAACAGCAAAAAGUCGGUCUGAGGCAAAAGUGAAUCUCAUGGCUUUUCCAUAUUUUCCCCUAUAGACAUUUGAUUACGCACAAGUAGGUGAUCAGCUCAGGUUUACGCAGAGCAGAAGGAAGGAGAGCGCUCUGGCCGCUCAGGUUAAACGUGAAGGUGGCCUGAGGGCCCGACGUCCUGUAGUGGGUCCUGUGCUCACUGCCCAGCACCGUAGAGCUCGACUGGCAUUUGCUCAAGAACACCAGAAUUGGCAAGUCCGCCACUGGCGCCCGGUACUUUUUACAGACGAGAGCAGGUUCACCCUGAACACCUGUGAUAGACGUGAAAGAGUCUGGAGAAGACAAGGAGAACGUUAUGCUGCCUGCAACGUCGUUCAACAUGACAGGUUUGGUGGUGGGUCAGUGACGGUCUCGGGAGGCAUAUCCAUGGAGGGACGCACAGACCUCUACUGCCUAGGAAAUGGUGCUCUGACUGCCAUAAGGUAUCGAGAUGAAAUCCUUGAACCCUUUGUCAGACCCUAAGCUGAUGCAGCAGGUUCUGGUUUUCUCCUAAUGCACGACAACGCCCGGCCUCAUGUGGCAAGAGUAUGCAGGCAGUACCUGCAGGAUGAAGGAACUGAAACAAUUGAAUGUUCUUCACGAUGCCCUGACUUAAACCCAAUAGAACAUCUGUGGGACGUUAUGUUUCGGUCCAUUAGGCGACGCCAGGUUGCUCCUCAGACUGUACAAGAGCUCAGGGACGCCCUCACACAGAUCUGGGAGGUAAUGCCACAAGACGCCAUCCGUUGUCUCAUUAGGAGCAUGCCCCAAUGUUGUCAAGCAUGCACACAAGCUCGUGGGGGCCACGCAAGAUACUGAAAAGCAAUUUGAGUUGCAGAAAUUUAAGUUUUUGAAAUUAUGGACUAGCCUGCCACAUCUUCAUUUCACUCCGAUUUUAGGGUGUCAACACAAUUGAGCCCUCUGUAGGCUGAUAACUUUUGUUUCCAUUACAAUACUUGUCAUCCUUUUGUUCCUAAGACAUUGCCCUGUCGUUAUUUGUAUAGAUAUCCAACUUCAUAUUGAGAUCUGAUGUAUCUGACGUGUUUCUUUAAAGUGUUCCGUUAAUUUUUAUGAGCAGUGUAUAUAUAUAUUU
Nothobranchius furzeri (turquoise killifish) is the source of this 3551-nucleotide messenger RNA. NCBI's taxonomy places the organism in Eukaryota, Metazoa, Chordata, Actinopteri, Cyprinodontiformes, Nothobranchiidae. The record is from RefSeq and is a predicted model, not a curated record.